AGUUUGUCAGUCGCCCAGUCUCCCAGCUAGACCUCUCAGCAAGGUGUCUGCCAGCCGCACGCGACGAGUCUGCCCCAAAGACACCCGCCCUGUCCCGGGUCCCCUCACCAGACUUCUCCCCUAGUAACACCAGCCCGCUGUUCUCCGUCAUGGCGACGAGUGCCAAGCGAAAGCAGGAGGAGACUCAUCUGAAGAUGCUCCGAGAAAUGACUAGCCUUCCCGCGAAUAGGAAAUGCUUCGACUGCGACCAGCGCGGCCCGACCUAUGUCAACAUGACAGUGGGCUCCUUCGUCUGCACCACCUGCUCCGGCAUCCUGUGAGUUCACUUAAGGCCGAGAGUAUGAUCUGUAAUGUGAACGGUAUAUACACCAGGUGACGGAGAGGCAUCUCCUCUGGUCAUGAGUCUGUGGGAUUCACCGCUGACUUGGCGGUACCGUUAGCUCGUUAGCUAGCCCUUAAAGUCAGGACAGGUAACGCCUGCCUCGGUUCUGUCUGAGCCGUUGGGUUGGGCCGGUGUUUCGGUUAAAGAGUGACCCCGAUAACGUACGAGUUUUCUCCCAAUGCGACGGUAGCUAUCUUAGUUAAAAAAGCUGACUCCUCAACAGAUGUAUCCUAGUUUAUUCUUUUCAUUAUAAUGUCUUUAUUUAACAAAACUUGUGAGAUUGGGAUUCGUUUGAAUGUUUCCUGUAAUAGUUGUAACUACGACAACCAACUGACGCAUUCGGCCAUUAGUCGCUGGUUAUCAGGGUCACAGUUUUUACCGAAACACCAAUGAGUGUCUCCAGUUUGUCUCAUUUACAGUUUUAUUUACCUGAGAUGGUGAGUGGAUACAUUCAGUCUGGGCGUGGAGGGGGGCUGACUGUCUGUCUGUCUGUGGUCAACAUCAGCACUCCUAACACUCAAAUAUUUGAACACCUUGCUUAAAAACAGCACGUCACAACCUCGAGUUGAACUUUAGCUGGACCUCCGACAAGGCAUGUCGCAAAAACACACCUAAACCACACACGUGAACACACCUCUAGAUAAGCAGAAGCAGGGUGGGUCUCAGCAUGGGAAGUACAUGAAAAAACCAAAUGGGGCAGUAGGUCAUCUGCAGCUGCUGCCUGAUGAAACCACUUCUCCUAACUUUUAUCCUUGCGAAAUUAUUACUAAUAUUUGAGCAAUGUGACAGAUUUAUGCAAUAUUGUUGCAGUCCACGCCCAGAAGUUGAUCAUACCAAGCAAAAAUACAUGAUCAGCAAAAACAUUGUGAUCCAAUGCAAUCCAAUGCAACAGCUCUACAUUAUAUCUUUCAGGAAGCUUCCAGAUUUUCAGUUUUUGUUGACAUAAUCAGACUUUUUAUCGAUUAUUGAUGUAGUGGCUGGUAAUAAUGUUCGGAAAUGUGUUGUAAGGAGCAAAAUUAUGAGAGCACCUUUCAAUGACAUGCACUCCAGUAUACCAUUAAUGCCCACUACAACUCAAACACUCAAUUUAAAGAACAAAUCACUCGUCUCAGCGUGUUAACAAAAAGGGAACAUAUAAAGGUUUUGGGAAAGCAGAGUUGAUGGUAGAGCUGUUGUGUUUAGAGAGGGCUGCAUUUGAUUGCCCAGGUUACAGCUGGUCAGAGUAUUCGCUCAUGUGAGUUUACUACGUUUGCUUUUCUUCUUAUAAAAAGUGGUGAAAACCUCAAGUCAGUCGUAUUGACACAUUAAUGAGAAGCUUGUUUGUUUGUAUGUAGGUGUGUGGCACCGCUAGCAGGAUCUGGACCCGUUACAGAGUAUUCAGUGUGUUUAACUAUUGCCCAAUGAACAAUUAAAACUAAAUGAUACUGACAAAAUGAAAUCCUGUUCAAUAUUCUUCCCUGUUGUUUGAAUCUCUGCCCGAUAUACCAUACUUCACAGUAAAUAGUAAGGGUGGGUUUAAUCUAGUUAAGUUUACCCUGUGAAAGUCAUCAUCAAGAGAGUUCAUUAUGGCAACAAGUGAGACCAUUGAGUCUGAUAGAAAACUGUAAAAACUUUGUUCUGCUGCAUUACAAAGAAGUUUUGCAAUCCUGAAUCAUAAAUUCUAGUUUGGAUCUGGGUCUGGAAUCUGGCCUGAGUGACACCAGGACUUAAUCAUUGUUUGUUUUCAAGUAUUCCCGUCACAUAUUGCCUCAGGCUUUCCUUCAGGAACUGUCCUGGGGUCUGACUUAGUUUUAGCCUUGGCCCCAUAAGUAUACCAUGGCAGUGGUUAUGGUCUUUUCUGAUGUUAUUAGCCCAUUGAACCUUAACACACUGAAUCUGCCACUUGCCUUAUCAAACAUUGUCAAAGUAAUUAAAUGACCUUUUGUUUUCCAUUCAUGACUCUAAACUUUUCAAUCUGCUAUACGUCCUUAACUAGUAGCAAAAUGAGUUAUCAAUCACAGUGUCUCAUGUUUAUGCUCUAAAAGCUCAUUUAAAGGUGUUCUUAGCCUCUUCCUACAGUUUUUUGUUGGUGUCCUUCUUUUUAAGACCUUCAAGAUUAGAUUCUGCUCUGGACACUUAUACCACCCUUUAAGAACUAAAAUAGAACUAACCUAAUUUUCUCUAUAACAGUUUUGAGUACAUAUGAACAGUCUUUGUACUGAUUUCUUUGUCAAGGUGCCCUGCUGUAAUGGUUUAGCUUUAGCUGGAAGACUGACUCAAAUCCACACUCAAAGGAUUUGAAUUUAGUAAACUGGGACUUAUUUUUAUAAAUCUGUCCCUAAUGAUGGUAUGAUAUUCAGUCAUCAAAAAAAAUGUGUAUAGUUGCAUAAUAAUUUUGUUGAAUUUUAUCCUAGUACGCUCAACAAUGUGCCUCAACUACUAUGCAUGAUAUGGCACGUAUGAUCAAGUUGUCCCUGGCAUUGUUCUUGCUAUUCAUAUACAAUAACUGAUGUCAAGUGCCAAUCUGAAUCAAGUAUUUAAGACAACUGGGUGAUAUGUUAAAGAGACUUUCAGUCACAUUCAACUUGAGAGAAAGGUGAAAUGUUCAACAUUCAGCUUCAAAAACAUGUAGACCUAGUUUAUGAUUUUCUCAAAUUGCUUACUGACAUUGUGUUACUGUAAUUGUUGGGUUCUUGUGCGGUUGGGUGUUGAUCCUGACUGGGCUGAUCAUGUUGGUUGGAUUUUCUUGUUAUCUUAAGUCUUUUUUUUUUUUCUUGGAUUAUUUUUUAUUGUGCUAUUAUUGCAUCAUAACUCCAUUUGAAUCAAUGACUUCAGGGGGAACUAGUGAAAACACUAACACCAGAUAAGAAGUCAGAGUAAGGCAUUAAGAUGAGGAUCUCCCAGUGUUAAAGUGGCCUGCAGACUCGUCUCCCAUUGAAAAAAGUUGACUCUUCACGUAACAAAAAAUACUGCAUAGGAGACCCUGAACUGUUGUGCAGCUGAUAUCCGGUAUCAGGCAAGAAUGGGACAGCGCUUUUCUUUACAAACUCCAGAAACUGAUCCCAUGGAUUCCCAUAUGUUCACAGAGUGUUAUUACAGAAGGGGGUGAUGCAAUGGUAAACAUGCCCCUGUCCUAACCUUUUUUGAAACCUAUUGUUGGCACCCAAUUUAAGAUGAGCAUUUUUUUUUCAUAAAAGUAAAAAAAAAUUUCAGUUCCAGUUUUGUAACACAGGUUUUAUAGAGUUAUGAAGGCAUCUGCCAUUGGUUCCUAACAGGAUUAAUAAUGAACUAGUUUCUAGUAAAUUUGUCAUUUUUUAAAAUUGACUUUUCGUUUUACUGUCCAGAGUUUCCAAAAGUUGAUAAAGAAAUUCAUUGAUAUUUUAAGUUGUGCUCUUUGUGGUUGUAAAAUCCAUUCAGUUUUCAUGCAUUUAAAAAGGUCUGAGAUGAAAUGUUUGAGUCCAACAGUGAUUGGGAAUUUCGGUAGCCUGCUUCUUGUCACAUGAACAGCACUGGGUUGCAUCCUGCUCCUCUUGUUCUUAAACUAACAUACACCUCUCCACCCACAGGCGAGGACUGAAUCCCCCACACAGAGUGAAGUCCAUCUCUAUGACCACAUUUACACAUCAGGAAAUUGAGUUCUUACAGAAACACAGUAAUGAGGUAUGAUAUCCUUUUAGUCUUGGCUCAAUGUUUUUCACAUAGUUUCAUGUUGUUUUGAGUCAUGAGUUUCUGGUUUGGAUUUUGAAGUGGCAUCUUGGCAUUUUUCUGAACCCUGCUUAGUCAACUUUAUUGGCAUUCCUCUCUCCCAACUUUUUUUUCUCCUCCAUUUCUCGUCAUCCCCUCCCCCCUUCCCUUUACUUUUCUCCCACCUCUCCUCCGGCUUUGCCACCCCCACCCAAAUCCCCCUCCUUACCUCCCACCCUCCUCAUUCCUCUGCCCCCCUGUAGGUCUGUAAACACAUCUGGUUGGGCCUCUAUGACGACAGGACAUCAGUUGUUCCAGAUUUCCGAGAGCCACAGAAAGUAAAAGAGUUCCUUCAAGAAAAAUAUGAAAAGAAAAGAUGGUAAUAUAAACAAUUGAUCAUUCUUUGUUUUUUUUUUGUGUUCAAUCUGAUACUAGAGGUGUGAAGAGUCACCACCUGAAUGGGCAGCUGAUCAUAGUGUUAAAGAUCAGAAUGCACUGAUCUGGAUUGGUAAAAAUGUCAUACAAAUAGGUCAGUGGUUGAUUUUAAAGUUGCCACCUAGUUGGCUUAGGUUUUCCUGUCUCAUGUAUUUGUUUGUUUAUUUGUUUUCAGUCUACCUUUGUUGAUUUUAUCAAUCUGUAUCAAACAAACUGAUUUAAAUCAUAUGGAAACACACCAUAUUGAAUCACACCUGGAAUCAGAGUUUUCCUAUAUUUUUAUCAGUUGUGCUCUAAUCGAAUGUUAGCCAGUUAGGUUUGGAUCUGAACGGAUUGUACCAUAUUGUCACGUUAUGGAGAAGUUUACACCCCCAUUUGAAACUUUUUAGAGGGUAUAACCUGUUUUGAAAGGUCACAGAUUACAUUUCAGUUCCUCACUCUAUGGAUGCAUACAGUAUGUGUGGAUAAGCAAAUCAAUAAAGUAAUGUUUACUCUUCAUUUAGGUGCAUAUAGCUUAAAGCAGUCUAGUUUGAAAUAUUGGAAUUACUUAUUUAGAGUACUGAAACUCUGCAGUUCACCUAACGCAGUAAUGUUGGCCUGUUUCUGUGAAGUGUGAUGCAAUCGAGGAGAGAGUUGACAACAAAGUGACACAUCUGCCAAAAAUUGUUUUUGCAGUUAUGGAUCUGGUUAACCGUGGUUUGGUUUGAUGGCAUGCUCCUCAUUGUUUUAGUUCUUCUGAGUAUGUCUACGUGUCACUGUUUCCUUUUACUGUAGUGUUGGUGGAAAAAACAGCAUAGCUUUUACUGACAGUGACUUAUACAGGAGUCAUAUCUGAUAAGGUUAAAAUACUUCUGUCAUAUCAGUUUAAACCGGUUUGUUAUGCUUUGUUUUCUCUGUGGUUUAGUUCAAAACCGGUUUCUGUUUUUAAUUUCCUCAAUUUUUCUGUCAAAUUUCAACCAUGAAAUCCAAGGUAUGUUCCUCCAGACCAGGCAAGGGUAAAUGUUCAGGCUUCGGUUUCUGGCUCCUCGGCCAGCAGCACUGGUAGUACCCCUGAAGUCCAACCCCUCAAGACCUUGCAGCUCAACAAGACCCCACUGCGGCAGGUAUUGAAAAUGUACUCAGAGUCCAAAUGUAACCAUUUGAUAUCGACCUGUAUUGUCUUUCUGGUUUAGUCCUAAACCCUUUUUGACUUCUGCCUACCAUCCAGUCGCCAGGGCUUAGUCGUACCCAGGCUCACUCUGCUGCUCAAGAGAAGAAGUUUGACUUGCUCUCUGACCUCGGCGGAGACAUCUUUGCUGCUCCACCCUCUCAAACCUCCAGCUCCACCAACUUUGCCAACUUUGCACAUUUUCCAAGCCAGUCAGGUAAAAAAACACCCCCUCAACUGUCUAUCAUUUCACUCAGACGAAUACAGAUUUACAAAGAUAUGUCGAGGUAUGUAGUCUUUGAGUUGUCAUCAUCUCAUUCCCCUGCCAUUGUUUAUUUUCCCACUUUCAUUGUUUGUGUUGAUUUGUCCUUGUGUAUGGCAGCUGCACCUCAGGGAAAUUCAAACACCAACUUUGCCAACUUUGAGGCAUUUGGAAACACUACAAUUCCUUCCCAUCUGAGCACGUCACCCCCCUCAAAGUCCUUUUCAUCAGGUACCCCCUCCCCACCAUUGUCUCUGUCUACCCUGUACAUUCUCCCUCACCUUAGUAUUUAUCUCAUCUAGUUCAUGUCCACUGGAGAAUCCCUAACUGCAUUUAGAAGCUCACAGUCAUGUAGAUGCCAUCAGUUCUGUUGAUGCUAAGUAAAUGUAUUUUAAAAAUUAAAUCAGAGUCCUGCACACGUGUUUUUGAUUUUGUGAACACCACAAUAUAUCUCUUUUAAUUUGGAUUUCUUUCAGGGAGACGUAGACAUUCUGCAGAGGGAGACCUCCAGUGGACAAUCAGUGUCAAAACUCACUCUGCAAAUUUUACUACACACUUUGUUUAUGUCGUUGAGAGUAUCUUUUUUUUCCCAACAAGGUGGAGGUGUGCCAAUCCCCUCAAUGUCUAGCGCUGUCCCAACUCAAUCCCACUCAGGGAGCUGCUCUGAGGACCGCUAUGCUGCUCUGGCUGAGUUGGACAAUGAACUCAGUUCAACUGUCUCCACAAGCAGCAGUGUGCAAGGGUAAGAUACUCUUUGACUAUCACAAAGAAAUAGGUAAGGAAUAGUGUAUAGUUAACCAGUAUUGGAUUUGAAUAAUUUGAUGAUAUAGCUAAAUAAUUUCCAUUCUGGGAUUAAUAAAGUUACUUUUAUUCUUAUUCUUAAAUGAGCAGUCUUCCGGAUUAGACAAUUGGCAGUGCUUCUACGGUAACCCAAUUUACAGGCCAAAUACACAUUUAACUAAACAGCUUCCGGUUUGAUCACUGUUUCUAUUAUUCAGCUCUUUGUGUGUUUCAACAUCCUUUGCUGUUUUUUGUGCUGUCUUUUUUUUUCUUUGCUGUCAACUGGUCAGACAUUGACCACCAAUCUAAAGCUUUGUGCUUUUCAAAUAAAUUGAAAGUAAUAGCAAAAAUGUCCUUUGUGUUGUCUAUUAAAUGUCACCUGGAAGAGGUGAAAUCAUUAAUGGUACACUAGACGUGAUGCAACUCCUUUACAUGCUGUAAUAUGUGUAAUCAGGAUGUUUUCAGCUUUGCUUUUGCUAUUCAGAAUUAAUAACUGUGGACAAGGGGUGAUGACCAAUCAGAAUCAAGUAUUCAACACAACUGGGUGAGAGUAAGAAAGCUAGGUAAUGUAACACUUUUGAUAAAUUUAAGCAAGAAAAAAUAAAAUCUACGUAGAUUCUUCUACACACAUAAAGAGCCUGGAAAAUUCUGUGAACGCUUCAUUAUUUCUUAUUGAGUCAGCAUGUAAAGUGUUGUUGAAUCACUUCAUAGUGAAACCAUGUAGUAUUUUAUAUGACUUUUUUUGUUCCUAAGAGAGUUGGCAAAAGCUUAACAGAAUCAUCGAAUCAUAAAGCUUUAAGAAGGCCUGUCUUGUAGUCAAAGAUUUUUUUUUCUCAAUAGAAACCUCUUUGGACCAGUGCUUGGUUCAUCACCAGCCCAGAAUCCACCUGUGUUACCCAGCAUGCAGCCUGGCUUUGGAGGUGAUAUGAAUAACUAUAGCUACCGUGAUGCAAACAUAACAUGAUUUUGUUUUUACACUCACAUGUUUUCACAAUACUUUAAAGACUCAUUUUGCAACAUGUUCCCAUUUUUCACGCAGCUGUUCCAUCUACCAACCCCUUCGUUGCUGCAGCUGUUCCCCCGGAGAUGGCCACCAACCCUUUCCAGACCAAUGGCAGAGCUCCAGCUGCAGGUUUGUGCAUUUGAAGUGUAGUAUAAUUUACAACACAUAAUACUUUACUUGGGUAUCUGCAUUUUGUCUGAUGUCACCUACUGUAGUUACGUUGCUAGAUAGCUUCGUGAUUUGCCACAAUAUCUAGAAUUGUUCCUCUUGUCUGUGUGCAUGUGUGUGUGUUUGCGCGCCUGCGUGCGUGCGUGCCCGUGUGUGUUGUGUGUACAUCCAGUAGCCUCGUUUGGUACUGGGUCUAUGAGUAUGCCUGCCGGCUUUGGGAAUGCAUCUUCCUACUGCCUCCCGACCAGUUUCAGUGGGAACUUCCAGCAGCAAUUCCCUGGCCAGACCCCCAUCCCUUAUUCUCAACCUGCGGCUUACCACCCUCAGUCUAAUGGUUAGUGGCCUCCCACAUCCCUCGGUCCUUUUACCCUGUUCCACCUGUGCAGUAACUGCCCACAAUGUUGCCUAUGGCAGUAUUUCUCUUGGCAUAAGUUGUAUAAAAUCUUAUUAAGUUACAAAAGGAAUCUCCAUUGGUGUCUUUCUAUAACAAAGGAUGUCAGUGGCAGCUACUGCACAGUAAAACAGGUUGCAUUUGGGUUCAAACAUUCGUUGUCUACUUAAGACAAGUGUAAUCAGCCAAUCCAACAAUAUAAAAAAAAAAGCUCUAUUCAUACCUGAAUGCAAUCUGGUACUCUAGUGCUUGGCUUUUUUUUAUCUUCCAAAUUUUAUACCCUUAAUUUUCUUUAAAAACUCUAAUGAUGUAGUUUAUUAUGAGAUGACUGUUUAUCAACCCUUUAUAGACAGCUUUUUAUGGCCUAAUAAUAUUGUAUUUGUAAUAAAACAAAGGAUUGCAAAAUCCUUUUCCUGUGUCACCCUUAGGCCCUGCAUUCCCAGUCUAUGGCCAGGGCAAGCCCUCCAUGACACCCUUUGGGCCACCCAUGGCUGGCCCUGGCAUGUCCAAUAACCCAUUCAUGGUGAGUAUGCACUAUUUGAAAAGGGCUUUACCAACCUUAAAAAGUGAUUGUACUAAUUGACUUGAAAGAAAUAUUGUUUUAUGAAAAGUUUCAUAAGAAAAGAAUAUAUUUUAAUGCCAAUUCUUUCUUUCAUUUAGGCGGGAGCCCCUGCAGGGUCAUUCCCCUCUGGGGGUUCCACUAACCCUUUCCUGUAGCACAGCUUCAAGUGAUCGCCACCAGAGGGCAGCAUGCAGCACAUAUUCAACGCACCCAUCAUGCAAUUAGAGGCAGUACAUUUUUUAAAGAAAAGACUUUCGUUUUUUUUUUUUUUUUUUCAUAAAAUGAGUUUACAACACUAUGAAGGAGUACAAAGGACUAUACUGAGGACUAAGGGACUGUUUUUGGGAUAAUAUACUGUUUUGGACUAUAUACAAUGUAUGCUUUUUACUUUUUGUUUAUGACUGUAAGCUCUGUGCAUAUCAUAAUUUGUAAUCACAAUUAAGUACAUGUUAUCUAUUACAAGGACUGAGUCAACAAGAGUGAGUAUACGCACACCUUGUGGGGAAAAUCCUGCUUAAAAGUAUCUAUGUAGGUAAGGGUAUAUACACUUGUGGAUUAUUAACAGGGUUCCAUCCAAAUCCAUGAUCUGUGGUGUGAAGUUGCCAUGAUGAUACCGGUAUUUAAGUUUUUAAAAAAGGGAUUACUUUUGUUAUUUUAGCACAAUUGCUAGUUUUCCGGCACCAAGGUGCAAGGUCCUUUAUUAACAUACAAAGCCGGGUCCAAGAUGCCUAUUUUUAGAAGCAAGUGUCUUUAUUGUCAAACAUCCCACACAGGUGGAUGGAACACAAAAUUUUGGACUUUGAGUCACCCUUUUAGAUAUUGCUUACAUCUGCAAGGUUUUAGACAUGACUACAGGCUCAAUUUGGAUUUGUGAUCAAGGCCAACUCCUUGAAUGUGAGAAAUUAUAGAUAUUUCAACCCAAUGGGAAGUACAGACAUCUAGAGCACAACUGGAGGAAAGGGACUAUAUGUCAUGAAGAGAAUUGGCUUUUCAUUCUGUUACUCUGCUUUACUGUUAAAACAUUGAUAAAAUAUUUAAAUAUACUGUUGUUAUCCUGACUGCUGCUGGUUGAAGAUUUCAGAUUUAAACCAUACUUUAUGAACAUGUUAAUGAAAAAAGGACUGUUGAGAGAGCUUGGAGUUGUGGCUAACAGCAUCUUCACAGGCAAUAAGGUGAUAUCCUCUUGACAGCAAGUGACAGGUUAGCAGACCCUGCAAAGGCAAAACGUUUUUUAGAAACAUUUGAAAACAAUAUUUAUGUAAGUUAAUGUAUUCAUCACACUCCCUUGGUAUCCCUUGGUAUCUUUUUACCUCUUUGCCCCCUUUCUACAGGGUGUUGGGGUGAAGACUGGAUAUAGGGAAAUAAUGAUGUUCCUUUAUUUUGCCUUAAGGUAAGGCAAGGUAAAAGUAAUGAUAAAAAUAUUUUGGACUAAUACAUGAUUAAAUCAGCUUGGGACCCCUGAGAACUAUGGUCUUAAAUGUGCCACCAAUGACUAACAGAGUUCAUUGUCUUUACAAGAAUAGGUAAGUAAAUGUGUACAUAUAUAAAUAUAUGUAUAAAUAAAUUAAAGAUUUUUAACUACA
Molecule: messenger RNA, 10376 nt
Organism: Xyrichtys novacula (pearly razorfish)
Lineage: Eukaryota; Metazoa; Chordata; Actinopteri; Labriformes; Labridae
Source: the annotation of a GenBank genome assembly